UCAGUUUAAGUGCAGGGAUCCAGCGCAUGGAAGGUAGAGGGCAGAAGUGCGUGUUUCCUCUCCUCCCCUUUACCUCCGUUCAUCUUCUCAUUCAGAUGACAGCCUGAACGCUUGCUGGAAACGACAGGAUGAGUGUGUACCUGUGCAUGUGUGGCGCACUCCACUGGAGAGUCUCAUUCAACAUGCUGUAACAUCAAGCAAACUGGCUCUUCAAGAGAAGGAGACACAGAAAGAGAGCUUGCAGGAUAAAAUGACCACCAGGCGGUGAGCAAUGAGGGUGUGUUGACUUGCUCUCUCUCCUCACACUGUUUCUUCAUGAGGGCUGAGAGAUGACCAUGAACAGCUGGUCCUUCAAAACCCUGACCGUCAUCUUCAUCCUUCUGUCCACUGCAGCUCUCUCUGCGCACUUCAGAGUGUGUGAGCCUUACUCCGACCACAAGGGGCGCUAUCACUUCGGGUUCCACUGCCCUCGACUCUCGGACAACAAGACCUACAUUUUCUGCUGUCACCAUAACAACACGCCCUUCAAAUACUGCUGCAACGAAACCGAGUUUCAGAGUGUGAUGCAGCUCAACCUCACCACCAACUCAGACAGCUAUGCGCACAAUAACUACACCGCCCUCAUCGGUGUGUGGAUUUACGGCUUUUUCGUCAUGAUCCUUCUGGCUUUGGACUUCUUGUACUACUCGGCUAUGAACUAUGAGUUGUGCAGGGUAUACCUGGAGAAAUGGGGCCUGGGAGGACGGUGGCUCAAACGGGCCAGGAGUCAAUGGCACAGCACAACUCAACAUGAGGAUGAACACAACAUGGGAUCAGGCCUGAGUCACCACCACCAUCCACGGCACAGUUUGAGAAGCGAAGCACAGAGCCCUACUCUCCUGACCUUCCAAACCUCAACAGCCUGAUAUCCAGCUUUGAUCCCAAGGAUAUACUUGGUAUGACAAAGGAGGAACAGCCAGGAAAUGGAGAUUUAGUUUUCUUAGACUCUUUUCCUGGCCCCAUCUACAUUUACGACACGGACUGUGCCAGCGACCUCCUGCAGCUCUACUGGAUAUGGCAUUUUCUCCAUGCUGAUGCUGAAACUGACAGCUGCAAAUGACUUUCAGCUGGAUCUACUUUUCGACAACCGUCGAAGGACUUUAAUGAGAAUGUUGUCUUUGACACCCACUACCUUGCCUUGUCAUUUAGAAAGUUAAGAUGCAGGGAAUAGGACUUUGCAAAAAGAAAGAGAGGAGACUGAUGGGUCCGUAAAUCAAUUUGACCCAACAGGAUUAACCACAACAUCUUCUUACAGUAUUUAAGGUGCGGGCACAUUUACUAUUGUUAUGCGCAUUUCCAGUCAUUUCAAUAGAUUGGGAAUUCCACGUUUCGGGCGGAAAAUUUCCUGAUGCAGAUUUCCAAGUUGCUUGGUUUAAGUUGAAUGAGACUUUACAUUGCUAUAGUACAAUAGACAAAAGCUUUUUUGCCUUCAACUUUUGGCAAAAUGUUGCAAGAGACAGAUUUCAAAACUGACUCUUAUACGGAAUUCCCUAAUUCUGUUUCAAGGAAGUGACAUCACGAUUUAGAAAACUCUGAAACAUUUAUAACUACUGAAAUUUUAGGUUGGGGAAAUAAUUUCAACAUAAAGCAAUAGAUAAUAAUAACUAUUAAGAGAAAUGUUAUUUAUCGACCAAAAGAACCCUGAAACUUGACUAAGUGGCAAUGCUUCAUGGAGUGUAGAUCUUGAUAAUCAGAUUCCUGACGGUCACUUCAUUGUAGAAAUACAGUGACAUCAUUGUUUUAUCCCUAAUGAAUUUGUGCACUGAGUCGAAACCAACUAGACAUAGGUAAAAGUAGCCACUGUUAGGCUGUGAGUAUUCACCUGCAAUAACACACAGCGUUGUGCUGAGUUGUGUUGUGUAUAGAGGAGAAAUUGUUGUGAUUUCGUUUAUCUAUUUAAGGUGAAACUAAUAGUUUUCCCCUCUUGGAGGGAAGAGAGAUAUGUUAUGUUUUGGAGUAAUAAGUUAUAAUGGUUAUAAAUUGCCUUACGGUAAAUCUGUAGUACAUGCCUAGCACCUUGUUCUGUGAUUGUGGUUGGUACCUCAGUUGAAGUGUGAUAUGGCCGUCCACCUGUUCAACUUCUCUCUGUUUUUAUUAUGGGGAUGGUGGUUGGGUGGGGGGUGGGCACUGGAGUUGUAAUUGCACUUGCUAACUUUUUACUGUUACAGUCUGGGAGAAAUAAAGAUUUAUCUUUUGCAGUGUU
Molecule: messenger RNA, 2242 nt
Organism: Pimephales promelas (fathead minnow)
Lineage: Eukaryota; Metazoa; Chordata; Actinopteri; Cypriniformes; Leuciscidae
Gene: shisal1a
Product: shisa like 1a
Source: RefSeq, a predicted model, not a curated record